Batrachochytrium dendrobatidis JAM81 is the source of this 2947-nucleotide messenger RNA. RefSeq lists its product as uncharacterized. Lineage: Eukaryota; Fungi; Chytridiomycota; Chytridiomycetes; Rhizophydiales. Bases 5 to 2947 code for a protein of 980 amino acids. The transcript has 13 exons. Gene Ontology annotation, cellular component: Set1C/COMPASS complex. Gene Ontology annotation, molecular function: protein binding; DNA-binding transcription factor activity. Gene Ontology annotation, biological process: regulation of DNA-templated transcription. The record is from RefSeq and is a predicted model, not a curated record.
CUCUAUGCAGAGAGAUAGUACAUUCCCCAUUGAUGCUAUGGACAUGAAUGCUGGAGAAGCUAUCGCUCAGUCCAUCCCAUCUUCCCAAUCCGUCGAUAAAACCAACACGACAACUUCAAGUACUCUUUCACCCAGCAAUGGUAGCAUCAGUGGUACAAUGGGAAUGAACUCUUAUGCUCUCGACUCUUUUGAGCCAAGUCUAUUCAAUAUAAAUCCUCUAGGCAUCAACGAACCUCCACAACCACCACUGGCCAAUGAUUUGGAUUUUUGGCUGACAGCAGAUUUUGAUGAUGACGAUGGAUUCAACAAAGAUAUUGGAUUAGCAGCAUUUAAACCAGAUGCACAGUUUGACUUGGCCAGUCUUGUUGGAAGCAGCAAUGGAUCUCAUUCUUUAUCUACUACACACUUUACUCCUCCGGCUCUUGCGAAUCCAUUGCAUCCUCCUGUGCCCAUCAAUGAUCAACCUUUACUUCAACAGCAGGGACUAUCGCAUACUCUGCAACAACAGUUUGCUCAGCAACCAAUGACUAUUCCGCCUGGUAUCAAUCCUGCGCUCAUACAGCAGUACAUUGCUUCAUUAGUAUCGAGCACUAUUGUAAACAAUUCAGGAAACUUAUUGCAUCUUAUCGAUGAUGCUACCAAAAAUAUGUAUCUUCAACAGUUGCUGACAUUUGCUCCAUUAUCUACUAAUAAUGUGGUAAUGCCAAAUCUAUUACCACUGGCCACAAACCGCUCAGCUCAAUCUCUGGUCGGUUCAUCAGACAUUCCAACAAUACCAAACUUGAACCUCCAUGUGCAACCAUAUAUGAAUCCCUCUUUUACUGGUAGUUCUGCAUCGACAUUACCAACUUAUCCUUUUUCUGCCAUGCCUCCAACUGUCAUUACCAAUCCCUCUGCUGGAACUAUCGUUGCUCCAGCAACUACUGGUUCUACUACAGAUGCUGUUUCUACGACUCCUACUUUGGAGUCACCUAUAUCAUUUAAAGCAGGAUCUGCAGCUACAUCUACUGCACCAACAUCUGAAAACGCAAAAGGUAAAUCUGCUGCACGGGAUACUGCUGAUGGAGCACUGGAAGAAGAGUUGGAUAAGCGUCGUCGUAACACUGCUGCAUCUGCUCGCUUCCGUGCCAAGAAAAAGGCUCGAGAACAGGCGAUUGAGCAGACAGCAAAGCAGAUGACUGAUCGUGUCCAGUAUAUGAAAGAUCAACUUCGUACUCAGGACAUGGAGAUUCGCUGGCUGCGUCAUUUGGUGGUCAAUCGAGAUGGUGCCAAACGACUUUCUGAAAUUUAUGAAGAAAAUGGACUACAUUUUGUUCCUGAAACUUUUUCAGGAAACUUGUCACAAGUCACUGCAGAGCAAGUGGCAGCAGCAGUAUCGAUUGUACUGAAUCAACCACAAGAACCUUCUAAAUCAUCUCAUGAAUACACUCGUAUUGGACAUGAAUUUGGAACUACAGGGCAAGUUACUGAUUUAUCACUUGCAAUGAUUCCAUCAGUCAGCAAGCAAUUCAAACUAACAGGUCUGAACAGAUCCAUUCGGCUUGCAGAUGAAGAGGCUGCCACUACAACCACAUGUGCGUAUAACCGUCGAGCCAAUUUAGUUGCUGCCGGAACUCGAGAUGGACGGUGUCUUAUUUGGGAUCUGGACACUCGGGCCAUUGCUCUUCGGUUGAAAGGACAUGCUCAGCCUAUUACUUCUGUCAGUUGGACAAGACGAGGCAGACAUGUUCUUACUAGUUCAAGAGAUUGGAAUUGCAUUGUAUGGGAUUUAAAGUCAUCGUCACGACGUUACACUGCCAAAUUCAAAUCUCCGGUUUUGGAGGCCCAAAUGCAUCCACGCAACAAGGACAUGUUUGUUGCAUUGGUGGUUGGAGAUUCACCUAUUUUGGUAAAGUUUUCAAAAACAAAGAGUGAACGUCUUGAAAAAAUUACCUUGAAAAUGGAUCUUGCAUCUGAAGUUGCGUACAAUGAGAGUGCUGUUGGAUCCAAACCGCUUGCCUCUGAAAUUCAAACAACCACAGCUUUAUUUAGUCCCAAUGGUGAAUUGAUCUACGUUGGGACAAAAAAAGGACACGUUUAUGUAUUUCGUUCUGACAAUGCUCAGCUUCAAACUAUAUUGAUGAUGGGCACAUCUGCAAUCAAGCAGAUUUGUUUUAAUCGCGAUGGAAGAAAUAUGCUAGUAAACACUCAUGAUCGGACAAUCCGGUGCUUUGUUUUAGAUUACAAGGAUAAUGGAACAAUUUUGUUUGAGUUGCUCAACAAGUACCAAGAUUCUGUAGAUCGAAACCAAUGGACCAAGUGCUGCUUCAGUGCUGAUGGCGAUAUGGUUGUUGGUGCCUUGUCAUCAAGCCAAAAGCAUAAUAUAUUUAUAUGGGAUAAAACUAUGGGCAAUCUUGUCAAAAUGCUCGAGGGACCACGUGAAGGAUUGGUUGAUAUGGUGUGGCAUCCAACUCGGCCAAUUAUUGCUACAGUAUCACAUUUUGGUGUCAUUUAUUUCUGGGGAGUAGCAUAUACUCAAAACUACUCAGCAUUUGCCCCAUUCUUUACUGAAUUGGAGGAUAAUCGAGAUUAUCAAGAGCAAGAGGAUGAGUUUGAUCAAGAUAUUGACGAUGACAAAAAUAUGGGAGUAGAAGCACCUCCAAGUCCCACAAUUGAUGUUGAUGUUGUAACCAAAGAUCGUGGUAUUUACGUGAGUGAUACGGACGAUAGUGGAUGGGAUAGUGACGAAUUUUCAGAUAUUAGCUCUACUCUAUUAGGUAUCCCACCACUAGCAAAACUUCCAUAUCAAUCUGACGAGGUUUGUAAAAAUAGUGAAUCCUUGGUUCGAUCUGAAUUAGAUUUGGAGCAUGAGAUGGAUGUAGAUGAGAAACCAUACAGCAAGAUAAAGCAGCCAAUCUCUCGACAAAAACGGCUUAGACCUCCGUUUGUCAUUCCAAUGAACAUUUGA